Juglans regia (Persian walnut) is the source of this 600-nucleotide messenger RNA. RefSeq lists its product as uncharacterized. Gene Ontology annotation, biological process: DNA repair; telomere maintenance. The record is from RefSeq and is a predicted model, not a curated record. NCBI's taxonomy places the organism in Eukaryota, Viridiplantae, Streptophyta, Magnoliopsida, Fagales, Juglandaceae. Gene Ontology annotation, molecular function: DNA helicase activity. The transcript has 2 exons. The coding region runs from base 1 to 600 and encodes 199 amino acids.
AUGGGGAAAAACAUUAAUUUGUUCCAUCUUCUUGAUGGAAAUAUUUGUUUUGAUAAAGACCAAUUCAAAUCUAGGGAAAUUGAUGAUGAAUUGGCUAUUGAAAUUCCAAAAGAAGAUAUUGCUGCAUCAAAAGCCUUUAAUAGUGAACAACGACAUGUCUAUAAUUCAGUUUUGGGAAAGAUUUUUUCAAACAGAGCUGCUACAUUCUUUGUUAAUGGCCCAAGUGGGACAAGAAAGAUAUUCCUAUACAAUGCACUUCUCGCCGCAGUAAGAUCAAGAAAAUUAGUGGCACUUGCAACUGCUUCAUCUGGUGUUGCUGCAUCUAUCCUUCCUGGAGAUUUCCUGGUGAGCUUAGGUGAUAUUAUAGCUUUGAUGGAAGUAAUAGAUGCAUCUGAAGAAUCAAUCAUGGAGGAGUUUUUGAAUACUCUAACCCCAAAUGGAUUUCCUCCUCAUGAAUUGUUACUGACGAUAAACUAUCUCAUCAUGCUGCUUAAAAAUAUUAAUCCUUCAGAAGGACUAUGCAACGGAACACGCUUAAUUUGUCGAGCUUUUGAUCAAAAUGUCAUUGAUGCAGAAAUCGCAGUUGGACACCAUAGCUAA